AUGUUCCUAGACGCCCCAAAUCCCACGCAGUUACAAUUCGUGCCGCCUAGGAAGAGAGCUAAUCCACCACCUCCUCUCAUUUUAAUCCAUGAUGGCGGAGGUACAACUUUCAGUUACUUCCUCCUUGGAAACCUGCAUCGGGAUGUAUGGGCCAUCCACAAUCCGAAGCAUGGGGACGAUUCCGUAUGGGAAGGAGGUAUAGAUGGAAUGGCCAAGCACUAUAUUUCUCUCAUUCUGCAGGCCGGAAUCACUGGAUCCAUUGUGUUGGGAGGUUGGUCUUUCGGUGGCUAUAUGUCCAUCGCGAUUGCGAGGUUGUUAGCAGAUGACUCGUCUGUCAAUCUCCAGAUUGCCGGAUUGCUCAUUAUUGAUGCCCCGUACCAUCGUUCCGUGUCCGACGAUAUGCUAGACGAGUACGAAAAUGAGCGGGAGGGAACCCCGGAGCCCUUCUUCAAGGACAGCAGUAACCCGCUGAUGCAGAAGUCUUUCGAGAGCACAUGUCUCAUGCUGGUGUGCUGGGACCUGCCGAGCUGGGAUGCCCCAGUAUGCCAGGGAAGAACGAUGCAUGUUGUGUUGCCCCAGAGAUCUUUCAUUCUGCAACAGGGCGACGUACUUCAUAAACCUCUUGGCGGUGCCUGGAAACCCGUGACAACGGCGACACACCCGCCACCUACUGUUAAUGUGGAAAAUCCUGCGACUGUGCCACCAGCUGUCAUGCUACGCUGCACGCAGCCAACUCGAGGUGUCUACGAUGAAUUCCGGGACGAAAAGCUCCUCGGCUGGGAAUCGAGGUAUCCUGAGUUUAUCAAAGCUGUUAUUGAUAUCGAUGCCGAGCACUACACCGUGUUUGACAAGUUUGAUAGCGCCAAGAUGAAAAACUUGACAUUACAAGUGAAAGACGGCCUCCGUAUCCUGGACAAUAUGCGAGUAUUCUCUGAAUGA
This is a messenger RNA of Pochonia chlamydosporia 170, 939 nucleotides long. RefSeq names its product thioesterase domain-containing protein. Bases 1 to 939 code for a protein of 312 amino acids. The transcript is spliced from 3 exons. Lineage: Eukaryota; Fungi; Ascomycota; Sordariomycetes; Hypocreales; Clavicipitaceae. Gene Ontology annotation, biological process: biosynthetic process. The record is from RefSeq and is a predicted model, not a curated record.